This is a messenger RNA of Glarea lozoyensis ATCC 20868, 1218 nucleotides long. RefSeq lists its product as uncharacterized. Bases 1 to 1218 code for a protein of 405 amino acids. The transcript is spliced from 3 exons. The record is from RefSeq and is a predicted model, not a curated record. NCBI's taxonomy places the organism in Eukaryota, Fungi, Ascomycota, Leotiomycetes, Helotiales, Helotiaceae.
AUGGCGGGGCAAUACGAAAAGCUCCCCAGUGACGAUUCAGACGACUGGCACACUAUCAUUGACGAGUCUGAGAAAGAUGAAACGGUGAAAUCUAGUGCUGGCAACGACAACAAUAACAAUAGCAACAACAUCGGACGAAUUCCAGGAAAUGUACAAGUAAACCAAGGAAGGACCAACAACAGAAACGCCGGUGCCUCUGCUGCAAAUUCUCGCAAUAUGCAGUACGAGUCCAAUCCACCAGGAGCCGGUCAUUGGGAGGAAAACCCCGACUCGAGAAAGCGCAAAGUGAAACAAAACAAAUUCAUGGUCUUUCUAUGCGACACGAGGAUAGGCAAGUGUGUCUUUUUCGGGUCCUUAGCCCUGCUUUUUGGGUUGUGGAUAUGGGGAUUGGUAAUAAUGGACGCGAAUACGAAGCAAUGCAUCCGAGAUUCUGGUGAUGGCGAUCCAUAUGGAAAAUGUCCUGGUCAUACCGCUUUACCGCUGGUGAGGGUUGCCCAGCCAGUGAUCCAAACUAGUCUGGUUCCUACGACGGUGUAUAUCAACAUGGCGACUACUACUGUCAACAUACCAACUACUGUCAUGACCACCAUGUCAACGAUAGUCACUACUGCCAUACCAACAACUAUCACGACGACCAUGUCAACUACCCUCUAUCAAACUCCUACUCCAGCUACGACAGACACCAUUCCAGUGGCUCCUACCUCCUCCAGUCAUUCCGAUUGCCCACAUGGCUGUCCCACACGAACAGACAAGCUAACACCACCGGAGAAUCUACUUCCUUAUAUAAUAUCGAUGGGUAUCUUAAUAUUGCCAUUUUUGGCGUUGCUUUUAGCGGCCCUAAUUAGCCUGGGAAAACUAAGACAGGAAGCUGCUCAGCUGGAAUCAUCACAGCCGCCUUCUUACAGCGCUCAACCGGACGGUAUUGAUGUAGAGCAAGGUUAUUGUACACAAGGAAAAUUCGGACUGGCCGGCGUCUCCAACACAGAAGAAAACUCUGAAGCGAAACAGUCGAUUGAUAUGCCCUUAUCUAGCGCAACAGACAACAAGCAGGUUGCUGUUAAUGCAAAAAGAAAAGCCGCGAUUAACCGAGAGACGGAGGAUGUUAAAUUUGUGCUGGUUGUUCUUUUUUUCCUUGUUGCUACGCUCGCCAUGGGUGUAAUUACAAUGACCACAGGACAUGUGAGGCAAUGGAGGGAAUGGAACAACUCGCAAAAAUGA